Molecule: messenger RNA, 14437 nt
Organism: Rattus norvegicus (Norway rat)
Lineage: Eukaryota; Metazoa; Chordata; Mammalia; Rodentia; Muridae
Source: RefSeq, a predicted model, not a curated record
UCUUUCUUUCUUUCUUUCUUUCUUUCUUUCUUUCUUUCUUUCUUUCUUUCUUUCUUCCUUCCUUCCUUCCUUUCUUUCUUUCUCUCUCUCUCUCUUCCUUCCUUCCUUCCUUCCUUCCUUCCUUCCUUCCGUCCUUCCUUUCUUUAAAAUAAACUUACUAUUGAAGAAGCACUUACGCUCACUAACAGCCGGAAGAACAUGCUUCCCAUGCACCAGAGGCAAGGGCACAGAGGGUGUCUGUCACACAGGUUUGUGUCCUUGGGAGUUCUGAGGUGAAAUACUUUUCUCCCUUUUUGUCAUCCUCUUGAAGCUCCCAGAAGGGAUCCUUACCCCUUAGCAACAUGGCUGCUCCCUACCUUUCUGUGGUUGCAGAACUCUUAGCUGCUUUGUGUAGCCCCCAGAGGGAGCCUGGGGAAGCCAUGGCACAGUGAUGGAUGAGGGCAGAGAGACCCCACUCAUCUUGAUUGUCCCAGGGCACUGCAAGGUGAAUGUCUAUUAGCUCAGCCACUUAACACUCCUCGCACAGACUCUUUGGAAUCUCGAAAGCCCAGAGCAAAGCUUAAGAGAGUGGGGGCUUGAGUCCUGCUUAGAAAUCAACUUCCUGUAGAGAACCCAGCACAUCAAGGGAGCUGUCACACAUCUAUCUAGGCAAUACAGGCAGAGCUUUGGGUAGCUUGGGCACACCUUCUCCUGGAGACUGAGAUUAAAGGAGAAGCUUUCAUCCAUCACACACACACACACACACACACACACACACACACACACACACACACACAGAGAGAGAGAGAGAGAGAGAGAGAGAGAGAGAGAGGCUCACAGAGGCACCCAUAAAAGAAAAGAUCUUGGAUUCUAAUUUACAAAGCGACUCCCAGGAGAUCAGACUUGAUUUAACUAAAAGUGGGUCACCCUGUUUUCAUCCCGCUGAAGACUGCCCUCUUUCUUCAGGCGGAAUCACCAGUCACAGUGCAAAUUCAACUACAGAAAGAUGACAUUAGGCUCAUAACUUAAUCCAAAACAUCAGCUGGGGGAGAUACAGCGUGCAUGCACGUGUGUACAUGUGUGCCUGUGUAUGGAGGCCAAAGUUCAGUGUCUUAUUUGAUUCCUCUCUACCUUAUUUUUGAGCCUGGGUCACAAACUUGGCAACACUGGUCUAUCAGUGAGCCAGGGCUCUGCUUGUCUCUGCCCACCAGAGCCCUGCUUGACUUUGUCUGGGGAUUGGAACUUGGGUCCUUACCAAGCAUGGUAAAUACUUUACUGACUGAACCAUCUCUCCCAGCCACUAAAACAUCUAUUCUUUACAUUGUGCUUCACCCAUGCCUUGGUCACUUAUCCUGGCGUAGCACAUAAGGAUUUAUUAGUCUGCUACUUCCUUUCUGUAAAUGUAUCGAAAAGUUUUGAUCUAUUAGAAAGCCGGGGGUUUUGUUUGUUUGUUUUGUUUUGGCCUGUCUUCAUCAUUAGCUAAAGAACUUGAAAAAAGAAAUGUAAGCAUAGUAGUAAAUAAACUCACCAGAGAGGCCCAAGGCUAAUACUGACCCAGGAGUGCCACGAAGCUGACCUGUAGGGACAGAGGGAAAGCCAGGCAUGAUAAUGCACACCUGUAGCGUCUGUUCUCAGGAGGCUGAGUCAGGAAGGCAAUGAGUUCGAGGCCAACCUGGGCUUCAUAGUGAAACCCUGUCUAAAAACAAAAGAAAUAGAUUCUUGUGCCUCUGGGAUAGUCUGUACCACAUCUUACAAAUCAUACACUUCGAUUUUACUUUUCAGCUUUCUUCUCAGGACCUGUAAGGCUUGCUUGCAGCCUUCUGGCUUUUCUCUUCGCCCUUCCUACUUUUCCUCAUGUUGGUGUCAGCAACAAAGCCGGCUACUCUCCCCUGAAUGGUAUAAUUUGGAGUGAGAAGUGUGGUCUGGAUCUUGGAAUUGCAGAUGCAGCCUUCUCUACCCAUUUCAGCUCCUAUCGGGUUUCCCCCCAUUCGGUGGUAAUUCCCAUCACCCUGGAAGAGACUUGAGCAAGUGAGCCAGGGAAAACACGAGAGUUGGUGCAAGGGAAGAAAGGCUGGGGCAGGAUUUUUCUGUGUAAGGCCUGUGUUUCCUGUUCGCCGAGUUGCUUCUCCCACAACAUGCAAUGUUUAGCUGGCGAAGCCGCCCGUCAUGAGGGCCGUCUGUGCCAACUCUUACACUGUUUACUGCCGUGCAUGUGUGUUCUCAGCAGCUUUCUGGUUCUCCCUCGGAAUUGGCGAACAUGUUAAAAUAUGUUGCUAAUACUUACCCUCUGGAUGCUAACGUGUGCUGCUAAGGUUUAGACUGUCACACCCGGAAGCAGGCAACGCUGAUGGCAAAGACAACAUUCCCAACAAACAUGCUUUGUCACAGUGUCUCUUUCCCCGCGUCAUGCUUUUGUCCCUCCCUGCUCCCCGCAGUAUACUCUGUUUAUUCAGAAAUUAGUGACAAUGAAGUGCCAGGCACAUACAGUUAUAGCAACUGGGAUGACUGCAGUGUGCACACAUACAUCCUCGUCACCACAAACCUUACACAGCGAGAUGAGGUGGCAAUACAGGGAUGGGAAGACAAUACAAGAUAUGUUGAAUAAAUUGCAUAUUGUAUCAAAGGGGUUUUAGUCAGUUCUUUACUGUAACAAAAUGACCGUAGACUAGGUGGCUUUCAACAAUUGUUUCUUCCGGUUCUGGGGGUUGGAAGUCCAAAAUCAGGAUACCAAGACAGUGGGGUUCUGCUGAGAGCUGCCCUCCAGCUUUGCAGACAGAUGGCCUUCCCUCUUAUUGUAUCCUCACAUGGAGAGAGAGAGCCGGGGAGAGAGAGCAGCAUGCUUCACUCACUGCCAGCAAGCACAGUGGGAAGCAUGCCAUCACUGGGAUCAGCUGAGAACAGGCACGGAACUGGCUGCUUUUAACCAGAGUGUUGGGACCGACCAGUUCCUGGUCUUUUUUAUUAGAAAAGCAAUUUGUACUUGGAUUCUUGACUGGACUCCUUUCCCAUCUGGGUCUCUGAAGUGUUGAGACCCUUCCUACCCACAGAAGCAGCAGAGAUCUGUGCAGGAUAAUGGGGGUGGAGAAAUACCACUGCUCUCCUGUUUAGGGCUUGUCAUUCGGGCUGUGUCCUCAUGACCUAAGGCUCCCCCACAAAUGAUCAGAGUCUCCAAAUACAUGAGGGGACAGGACUUUGACAUAUGACUGGCAGGGUAGUGCACAAACAUGGGGUCCAUCAGAGAAAAUAGGUGCUUAUGAAGCUAAAAACAGCAAAGACAAGGGAUAACAAGUGCUGGAAAAGUGGGGACAGUGUGGGGUUUAAACUGUGUGAUCAUGUUGAGAGGGAUCCCCUAAGAUAGCAGUACGGUGGGGGUCAGGGCUAGGGAUGGGAGCCAGGGUGAGAGCGAGAGGGCCUCUGGAACUACAAUGAACUUCAGCUUGGUUUCAUGUAAAAGUUCUUCGAGCUGGUGAAUGUCAGGAUCUGUCUAAUGUGGACUGUAUUGUGUAGAAAUGACUUUUGACAGGGUAUGGUGGCCUGUCAUCCCGGCACUUGGGAAGCUGAGGUAGGAAGACUAAGAAAAUCUGGUUUUGUAACAAGACCCAAUUUCAAGAAGAAAGGUUCCUCUGCCUUACCUUCAUUGGCCCUUUGUCAGUGGGUGUGUGAUCAGCUCUGCUGGGCUCCAUGGGGGUUUCUCCCACGUAGUUCUGUUGCCAGCAGAGAGCAAUUCUGUUUCUGAUCUUCACUCUCUUGCACUGAUUUCUCCCUCGAAUGGGUAGGAAGGCUCGAUGACAUUUUGGAGCCCAGAUACGGAGUGGGCAGGAGAAAUAAGUAGAUCUUCACUGUUGGUGGUGCUCAAGCGCUUUGAUCAAAAGCUGCCGCCUAGUGGUGAUGGCACAUUCCUUUAAGCACAGCACUUGGGAGGCAGGGGCAGGUGGAUCUCUGAGGCCAGCCUGGUCUACAGAGUGAGUUCCAGGAUAGGACAGCCAGGGCUACACAGAAAAACCUUGUCUUUAAAAAACCAAAAAGGAAAAAAGAAAAAAAGAAGAAAGAAAGAAAAAGAAAAGGAAAAAGAAGCGUCUCACUGAGCCACUGACUCGUGUUGUGCCUGAGUUCUUCCAAGCACAUUGUCCCUUUCGGAGCAAUGAAAUGCUUUUCCGGUGGUGGUGCACAUCCAGCAGUAUUCCCAGAGGCGUCCUUAUCCUGGAAAAGCUGGGGGUCUUUGGGGCUUGGAGAGCUUUUGUGUUGAUUGUGGGAGUUCUCAAGAGCAAGAUGCCUUCAACAGGUCACUUGUGACAGAUCUGCAACAUUGUCAUGAUUUUAAAUGAGGGUUAAUGAGCAGGCAUAGUUAAUUUACUGUGCAAAUGAACAAUACUAACAAAGACUAGUUAUCAUCACAAUAAUUACCACAGAAUGAGAAUCACAUUUUUUUUUAAGCUUUAGAGCGUAAAACUGUUGGCUUAAGAAAUUUCAUUCGGUUAAUACAUAUCAUUCGAUUAACACAAGGCUUUAAAAAGGUAUUUAAACCUAACGGGCUCUUUCUCUCUCUGUCCUUUCUUUUUGCUGUUGUUAGCUGACAUUGCUAAGCACAUAAAUGUCACGUGAGCCACAUCAAACAUAGUCAAGGACGGGCGAGAUGGCUUGGCAUGUAAAUGUGCUGCUGACAAGCCUUAGAACUCAGUUCAAACCCUGGGACCCCCACAGUGGAAGAGGCCACGUAGCCUCUGACCUUCCAUAUGUUGGCUGUGACACAGAAGCCCUCCUGUACUCCCCAACACAAAUGGAUAAAUAAAUGCAGCUUUAAACUUUUAAAGCUAUUCAAAACAAAAUUUAGUUGGCUUUUCGAAAAUAUUUAUUUAUUUAAUUAUAAUUUUAAUUUUUGGUUUUCCAAGACAAGUUUUCUCUGUGUAACCCUGACUGUCCUAGAAUUCCUCUGUAGACCAGGCUGGCCUCAAACUCACAGAGAUCUCCCUGCCUCUGUCUCCCGAGUGCUGGGACUAAAGAAUAGGCCAUCACAUCUGGCCGGUUUAUUUAUUUUUAGUUUGCGUGUAUGAGUUUUUCCAUAUGUAUGCCUUGGAUGCCAGAAAGAGUGUCAGAGCGCCCGGAAGUGAAGUUACAGUUGUGGCCCAUCCUGUAGGUUCUGGGAUCUGAACCCAGGUCCUCGGCAAGACUAGCAAGGGCUCAUAACUGUUGAACCCUCUCUCCAGUCCCUAUUUUAGUUGAUUUUAACAAAAAGUUUAAGAAAAUGUAGGGGAAUAAGGGGAAUUAAUACUGAGUAUGUGCUCUAUCAUUGGCCACAUCUACAGCCUGCAAUAAUCAUCAUCAUCAUCAUCAUCAUCAUCAUCAUCAUCAUCACUUAGUGAAUUAUUUUUCAGGAAUUGUGUCAACUUCUCACAGUCAUGCGAAUUCUAUUGGCAUUGAAGAGAGCAUGCUGUCAUUUCUAGGAGGCACACACAAGUGUUACCCUUGUUUAAGAUUAGCUAUCACAGACCUAUCAAAGAAGGCAGAGAGCUGAAAUCUGAGCUUUCUGCUCCACUGAUUUUCCUGGACGACCUUGGGCAGGUCAUUUAAACCCUCAGCUUUGGCUUCCUUUCGUCUAAGACAGACAGUGCUUUCCUUCACUAGUCUGAUGUCAUAGGAUGUGGUAGGGCUCCUGAGAGAUGACCCGCCCUUCAUUUGAUCAAUGAACGUCUUUCUCUAGCUCUUUAGGGAGCACUCUAUGGAAAGUCUAGCCAACAGUGAUGGCUGAUUAGCUGUUCCUACCUACAUUGUCUCACCGUGCAGGGAGUCCUGACUGAAGGUGAUUCCUAACAGAUGCUCCACAAGGCGCCAUUUAUUAAAUCAUGUCCUUUAUAAAACUGUCUGUGUGUGCAACUCUGCUGAAACGGAUCUUGACUGGGCUUUAUUUUUAAAUUUUAUUUUAAAUUAAAACAUAAUUAUAUUAUUUCUUCCACUCCUUCUACUCCUUUCUGCCCCUCUCAUGAUCCUCUUCUCAAAUGUGUGAUCUCUUUUUCUCUAAUUAUUAUGAGCAUAGGUACAUAGAACAUACUCGAUAGUGAACAUGUAAGACCCAGCCUAAAGCCUCAUAGCUUCAGAAUGCCUAUUCUACCUUUGGAGAAGUUUAUUGAGAUAUGUAGACUUUGGAUCUCACUAAUUUGGGUGUGUGGUACUUAUUUUAUCUGCAUAUUUUAAUAAGUUUUUAAAAUUAAAAUUAAUAUAAAAUUGUGACCUAUAUAAAUAUAUGUAUAAAAGUGAAUAACUAUAUAAUUAAGCCUGCUGAGCCCAAUAGUGUUGCCUGUGUGCACAUGUUUUUAGGGUUGACUUCUUGGAUUAUGUUUUCUUAAUAAAAGUGGAGAUACUGGCUUUCUUUCAGAGAUUGGGAUUUGGUUCCCAGCACCUAUUGUUCACAACUAUCUGUGACUCCAUUUCCAGAGGAUGUGACACCCUCUUCUGGACAGCAGACAUGAUCGUAGUACACAUACACGUGUGCAGGAAAGGCACUCAAGUACACAAUAAAAAAAAAUGUCUUUAAAACAAAGAGCUGAAGUACAUCUAAACACUCUGGUUACUUUGCGAGGCCUAAGAACUCUUCUUAUUCAUGCUGGACAAAGAGGUCCCUGCAGAAAGCACAGGGCUGUUGAUGUUGUAAAUUGCUGCAUUUUCCAGCUUCGGACACAGGACACAAGUUCCAGUGGCAAAUGUAAACUGUGCUUCCAGAACACAGCCUUAUUCUGGCACACGUGUGUUUAAUGAGAAUAUAAUAUUCAUCUCUAUUACGUUGAGAGUUAACUAGGUUUUUAUCAUUCCUUCUUCCCUCUUUCCCUCCUCUCCUCCCCCACUUCUUCCUUUUUUGAUCGAGUAUUUCCCUGGAGAAAAGAAGGUCAUAGGCUCCUUACCAAGUACUUAGAAAAUUGAUAAAUGAAUUUCAGUUCCACCCACACUGACUGUUGGAGACAGGAGCCAGAAGCUUUAAGGUGGCUGACUGGAGCUGUGUUGGUUAUAAGUUUUUGCCCAGUGGUCUCUGCUUUCUUCCCCGUGGUCUUCUGCUUACUCUCAAAUGUACAGAAGUGAGAGGAUGAAUAUUCCUUCAGGGUUACAGGGCAGGUCUUUGCUUUGUCUCCACUCUGUUACUAGGUAAUAGAUUUUAACAGAGAUCAUGGUGAAGACUGACAAAGGCACAAGGGCAGGGCUCUGGGGCAGUCCUGAGGCAAGGCGGCAUCUAGGAGCUUUCUCAAGCACGGUUUGCUAGGAAGACCCAUCUCCCUGCAGCCACAGUGACUGAGAGCCUUCCCCACACUUCAGAGUUUGGAGGGACAAAUGUCCUCUACAAAAGGAGAAUUCAUGUCCUUUUUAGACCAAGGGAGAGUCAGCUCCUUUGUGCUUGCCAGUGUUAAAAUGCCCAAGUCUGAUCACCUCCUUGGGUUUGUACUUCGUUUUUUUGAAACUUCUGAACAUGUAUAAUUAAGACUACAUUACACCAGGCCGAAGAGAUGGCUCAGUGGGUAAAGCAGCUUACAGCCUAUCCUGAGGGCCUGAGUUCAGUCACUGGAUCCAUGUGUAGCUAUUUUCCCCUUGGGCACCACUCGCUUUUAAACCCAGCAAACAUCUUGGUAGCACAGACCCUCUCCUGUAUAGUUGUGUGCGUGGGGAAGACGCUGUUAUUUUAUUGUUAUUUAGAGCACAGACAAGCUUGCUAACGCUUCCACUGAGAGCUGAUUAUUCUGAGGUCACUGACAUUGGCUUUUCUCUCCCAUCACAGCAGCGUGCAGGGUCGAGGACAGCCGGCCCCACAUGUCAGUGGUCUAGGAUGGCCAGUGAGGGCGCCAGCAUCCCGAGUCCUGUGGUACGCCAGAUUGACAAGCAGUUUCUGAUCUGCAGUAUAUGCCUGGAACGGUACAAGAACCCCAAGGUCCUGCCCUGUCUGCACACUUUCUGCGAGAGGUGCCUGCAGAACUACAUUCCAGCCCACAGUUUAACCCUCUCCUGCCCAGUGUGUCGUCAGACCUCCAUCCUGCCUGAGAAAGGGGUGGCUGCACUCCAGAACAACUUUUUUAUCACAAACCUCAUGGAUGUGCUGCAGCGAACGCCAGGCAGCAACGGCGAGGACCCUUCCAUCCUGCAGACGGUCACCGCUGUGGCUGCAGGAAAGCCUCUAUCAUGCCCGAACCACGAUGGAAAUGUGAUGGAAUUUUACUGCCAGUCCUGUGAGACCGCCAUGUGUCGGGAGUGCACGGAGGGGGAGCACGCAGAGCACCCCACAGUCCCGCUGAAGGACGUGGUGGAGCAGCAUAAGGCCUCACUCCAGGUCCAGCUGGAUGCAGUCAACAAAAGACUCCCAGAAAUAGAUUCUGCUCUUCAGUUCAUCUCAGAAAUCAUCCAUCAGUUAACCAACCAAAAGGCCAGCAUUGUGGACGACAUCCACUCCACCUUUGAUGAACUGCAGAAGACUUUAAAUGUUCGCAAGAGCGUGCUGCUCAUGGAGCUUGAGGUCAACUAUGGCCUCAAACACAAAGUGCUGCAGUCGCAGCUGGAUACCCUGCUCCAAGGCCAGGAAAGCAUUAAGAGCUGCAGCAACUUCACAGCGCAAGCCCUCAACCAUGGCACGGAGACGGAGGUGCUGCUGGUGAAGAAGCAGAUGAGCGAGAAGCUCAACGAACUGGCGGACCAAGACUUCCCACUGCACCCGCGCGAGAACGAUCAGCUGGAUUUUAUCGUGGAAACUGAGGGAUUGAAAAAGUCUAUCCACAACCUGGGGACCAUCCUCACCACUAACGCGGUCGCCUCUGAGACGGUGGCCACGGGCGAGGGGCUUCGGCAGACCAUCAUCGGGCAGCCCAUGUCCGUUACUAUAACCACCAAGGACAAAGACGGAGAGCUGUGCAAGACAGGCAACGCAUACCUCACCGCUGAGCUCAGCACCCCCGACGGCAGCGUGGCGGACGGAGAGAUCCUGGACAACAAGAACGGCACCUACGAGUUCCUGUAUACUGUGCAGAAGGAGGGGGACUUCACCCUGUCUCUCAGGCUCUACGACCAACACAUCCGAGGCAGUCCGUUUAAGCUCAAGGUCAUCCGCUCGGCGGACGUGUCCCCCACCACCGAGGGCGUGAAGCGACGAGUCAAGUCCCCAGGGAGCGGGCACGUCAAGCAGAAGGCUGUAAAGAGACCGGCCAGCAUGUACAGCACCGGCAAGCGAAAAGAGAACCCCAUCGAGGACGACUUGAUCUUCCGAGUGGGUACCAAAGGAAGAAACAAAGGAGAAUUUACAAACCUGCAGGGUGUGGCUGCAUCUACGAGUGGAAAGAUAUUAAUUGCAGAUAGUAACAACCAGUGUGUGCAGAUCUUUUCCAAUGACGGACAGUUCAAAAGUCGUUUCGGCAUCCGAGGUCGAUCCCCAGGACAGCUCCAGCGUCCCACAGGGGUAGCGGUGCACCCCAGUGGGGACAUCAUCAUCGCAGAUUAUGACAACAAGUGGGUCAGCAUUUUCUCCAAUGAUGGGAAGUUUAAGACAAAAAUUGGAUCAGGAAAACUGAUGGGGCCCAAAGGAGUUUCUGUGGACCGCAAUGGGCACAUUAUUGUGGUGGACAACAAGGCAUGCUGCGUGUUCAUCUUUCAGCCCAACGGGAAAAUAGUCACCAGGUUUGGUAGCCGAGGAAACGGCGACAGGCAGUUUGCAGGUACACUUGAUGGUCCCCAUUUUGCAGCUGUGAAUAGCAGUAAUGAGAUCAUCAUUACAGAUUUCCAUAAUCAUUCUGUCAAGGUAUUUAAUCAGGAAGGAGAAUUCAUGUUGAAGUUCGGCUCAAAUGGAGAAGGAAAUGGGCAGUUUAAUGCACCAACAGGUGUAGCCGUGGACUCGAAUGGAAACAUCAUUGUGGCUGACUGGGGGAACAGCAGGAUCCAGGUUUUUGAUGGGAGUGGAUCAUUUUUGUCCUAUAUCAACACAUCUGCUGACCCGCUGUAUGGCCCCCAAGGCCUGGCUCUAACUUCGGAUGGCCACGUCGUGGUUGCAGACUCCGGAAACCACUGCUUCAAGGUCUAUCGGUACUUACAGUAACCGUGGACAGCUCUGUGCCGAGGUCUUGCACUAGAAACUGGAAUGGAGUUCUCAAUGUGGGACCAGAUUCCGAUAGGACUUUCCGUACUAGGAAGAGUCUUUGGUGAACUUUCCAAGGUUAUUUCUGAAUGUAAUCAUUUCCUUAAAAACUGCUUAUCCAAUUUCCGUAAUUCACUUUUAGGAUUUAAAAAAGAAUCUUCUUCUACUGAAUCUGUACAAACUGCGAAGUUUUACACCCGUGAACUAUGGCUCAUAGGACAGGGAUUUCUGUAGUUAAACUAAUUUUGCAAAUCAGACGUUAAAAAGAAUUAGUGUAUCUGUUGACUGGUGAAUGAAUGAUAGCCUUUGCAUAGAACUUCCAAGAACAAAACUUGUAGUUGCCUAUUUUAUUUAACUUCGAUCACAAGACCCAAGGGACCGUCUAACCUCACUUUUACAGUAGGUGUCAUUAUUCUGGUGACAUGUUUUUGCUUAUCAACAACCACAUAUAAAUUACCUUAGAAAAAUCCAAGGCUGUCUUGCAAGAUCCUCCCAGCUCUGACUCAGGGCCCUCUUGAGUUGAGCCCAUCAGAAUCAAUGCAAAUCUCCCAAAUUUUCUGGGUUUGAUCAAAGGUCUUUUCCGUGUGUUCUUUUCACCUUCUCAUUUCUGCUCACCUUGCAUCAGAAAAUGAAACACGUUGUCGGGGAAAACCUGAAAUUCCCGAUGCUUUGGAAGGCACGUGGCAAACAAAAGCAAGGGGACCCCUUUGGUUGCUAGCUUCAGAUCAACACACUGGAAAGGAACCGAGAGAAGCCACAUCCAUGUGCCAUGUGUUCAUAUGUCUUUCCUCUUCCACAUCAUGAAGCAAAAGCUUUACCUCCUGCAAAACGUCAGCACAUGUAGGCGGACUCCAGUGUCCUGGGACAGAGAGCCCUAAACAGCCCUUAGGAGGACGGACGGUGUCAACCAAAGGCGUGUGAUUGAGUCAGAUUUCCCCUUAGAGAGCAAGUGUUACCAAAGUUCUGUUUGAGCAUUACAGGUAAGGGCAUGUUGCGGUUAUUUAUCAUUGUCUAAUGACUAGUAGAGGCAUUAAAGGGGCAAGUAUACAUGGUUAGGGUAAGAUAGAAUGUAUUAUACAUAUAUAUAAAUAUAUAGCCGAGUCCUGGGCGUGUGGGAAUAGGCAGCACUCUGAAAGACAGAAGCAUUGUCCAGCCAUUCUUCAGCACAUUCCCUGGCUGCUGCGGUCUGAAGCCGUCCUUGUGGAGUGAACCCUACAGCAGGUUUCGGGGUUGACAUUUUCUGACGUGAUGGUGAUGUCUGGCUUCCAGUCAAAUGACCUUCUUUGUGUUCAAGAAAAAAAGAAAGAAAAAGAAAGAAAGAAAUCUUUAAACAUUGAGCUUGAGUUACCCUUCAUUUAGGUGUAAAUGCAUUUUGAGAGCUUUUACCUGUCAUACUGUAAGCAAAGAUGUGUUCUCUUUCCACUGAUUUUCUACUCAGUUCUACCAAAUAGGAAAGUUGCAUGUGGCGUGUGCGAUGAUGACUUUGGGAUGUCAUUCACUGAAAGCACCUUAGAUAUGUAAAAACAUUUCCCUUAGAUACAAGUGAUGUUUAUGGCUUAUCUUAAAAUCCAAAUGUUCUUGAUAUGAAAGUUUUAAAAAAUUUAGAAGGGAAAUCUGGCUACUUCCAAUGGUCUAUUUAAUUCAUUAUGCCCAAAUCUGAGUGGAAAAACUUUUAUUUUCAGAUUUACAUUGGCGUUUUAGCUUGUUAUCAUUUUAGUUCUGUGGGGUUUUAAAAUAUACAAGCCUGUCUGUACUAGACAUAAAAUUCAACACCAGUUUUAGAAUGAUAAAGUGAGACUACUUCUGAAUUCCACAAAAUGAGUCUUUGACUUUAUAUUUUGGGUUUUAAUUUUUCUUUCUUGGUGCUGGGGAUGGUACUCAUGGACUCAGACAUUCAGCAAGAGCCCGGCAGUUGGGCAGUGCCUACAGCCUAAGCCUUCGGUAUGAACUUCAGUGUUCCUAUCCACUGCCUUCCUACCAGGGGCCAGGAAUGCAUCUAUGCACUGGGAGCAGAGGGAUGCAUAAAAGAGAGAGGCAUGGCUGUCCUGUGAUAGCUUAUACUCUGGAAAGGAGAUUUCCUUGUGCUGUGUAUUAAUAGUCUGCCUGCAGCAUUUUUUCCGCUUCUGGGCUAUUUAAAAGAAAGCUUUUUAGAAAACGAGUACAUUAAUUUUAGUUAAUUUUCACAAGCAGAAAACAUUUUUUAAGAGGCUGCCAUAGGCUGUUUUUGUUCGCUUGCUUGUUUGUUUCUGUGGUGCUGGUGAUGGAAUCCAGGGCCUCGGGCAUGCUCUGCAGCUGAGCUGUACCUCCAGGUUGCAACUCUUACUUUGAAAAUGAAUUUACCAAACAGGUUUUUUUGUUUGUUUGUUUGUUUUUUGCACAAUGUUGAGAUAUGUGUGAACUGAGAAAUUAACCCAUACACAAGUCGGCUGCGUAUGUAAAAUCCCCCAUCUGGCUUGAUAGCUCAAUAAGAAAUAAUACAAAUUAGGUUUGUUUUUUUUUUCUUAACACACAAAUACUGGUAUGAACUGGAAUGAGAGAAUAAUUUGAUUUAGACCUGUUCCACCAUCAGCUACUAAAGCGCCUGCUGUGGGCACUGCAGGAAGCACUACAUUCUACACUUGGGUACGUGUGUGCAUUCACUGUAUUUCUUUGUGGUAAGCAUAUUUGGGGGAGAGGGGAGUGCUGCUACUAAGAUACACAUAGACAAGAUCUAAAUGAAGUCUUGUCUCAUUUGGUAGGAAUGGUUUCUAGUAAACUAAGAAGGAUUAUUAAAAUAAGUGGCUUUUUUUUGUUCUAGGUACUGUUACUGUCUAAUUGAUCUUUGUCGAGUGUAUAGAACCCGUCACACAUUCAUGAUGCAUAGCACUGAGAAAGUAAGCGUUCAAAUUUCCCUUGGGCACGAAGGACAAACAGUUAGGUUUUAUAGGUUAAUGGUAGUGAAUCUUCUCCCGUCAGAAACCUCCCCUGCUGGACACGGGAUGGUAGGGAGUCACUUGACUAUCCAGAAACACACAAUUAGAAAGUCGUUAUGACUGUUUGCUGGUUUUUAAAUGAUGUGUAAGGUUUUGAUGAAACUUUAGUCUCUGUAACCAAAUAAGCCCCUGAGUUUCCUAAACUUGACAAAAUUUGAGGCAAUAAGUAGCCCUGGUCCACGUGGCUGUUGUGCGACUGCUCCCACUACAUGUACAGGGUAUAUAUGUCCUCACAGGGAAUGAACUGGAAUAGUGGUACGUAACCGGGUAUGUGGAGCCUCACUCUGAAGGGUUGGCAUAAAUGUUGUGGUAAUUCCUACAGAGGAAACUGGAGAGAACAGGUCGACACCAGGUCAUCUGUAGAUCAUGACAAACGGGGAAUGUCUCUCUAUGCAUUUGGACUUAGCUCCCCCUCUCGGCUCACCAGCCUCUGAACAGGGAGGAGGAAUUUCUUUUUUUGGUGAAUGCUUUUAAAACAAGACCUUUCCGAGUAGGACAGCAUUGAAGCUGCCCGAUGCAAACCUUAGCUACUUUCCCUUCCAAUCAAAAGUCCUAAUACCGUUACUUUAUGUAAAUGUUGCAGGGUUUUAAAAAUUUACAAUUAUUUUAAUAUUUUUGAUAACUAGGAGUCUAGUAUUGCCAUAAAGGAAACUAAGUGCCCAUUAAAAAUUUGUUUGGUAUAAAUAAAUGCUUUCUGGGUUUUGUUUCAAAUGACAGUAAGCUACAAAUCACGACGCUAAUCUUCAGAAACACUUUCUAAUGAACCGUGUGGUAGUUGAUUGUGUGGCCUGUUUGUGGAGAGUGUAUGGGUGCGAUUCAUUAAUACUCUAGAAGAGACUAAUAAUCAGCUAUCUUGUUCCAAUGAAUGUACGGCACUUCCAUUACUUUUCAAAAGCAACACAGCCUUAACCUCAAUGCUUUUGCUUUACAACAUGGGGCGUUUGGCUAUCAACGAAGCGUCCCCUGCUAACGUUCUUUCUUAUCAUUCCUGACUGCGGCCUUCUGAGGCUGCCUAUGAGAAUGAGGGUUGUCUGUUUCCUUUUCGUUUCUUUGAAGAUUUUGUACAUUCCACCUUGACACAUCUGUCUCACACAUUUUGUGUACAGACCGCUGGUCUUGCGUUUUCUGCCAUCGGUAAUGAUACAGCCUCCUCAUGUGUUCUUUUAUGAAUUGAAAUGCUGACUGCCUAUUUAAAUAGAACGGACGCUGUGCAUCAACGUGUUUGUAUGUUCGUAGCUACAUACGUACCACAGUAUUUUGGAUGCUUUAGUCUAUAAUAAAACUUUAAAUUAAUUCUGUCUUGAAACACGGGAGAAACAAGAUUCAUGUGUGUAUAUCGUUACCAUGCACAAAAAUCUCAAAUCAUUAUAAUAAUAAAGCUUGUUCUCUCUGUCUA